Moneuplotes crassus is the source of this 1008-nucleotide messenger RNA. Lineage: Eukaryota; Ciliophora; Spirotrichea; Euplotida; Euplotidae. The record is from the annotation of a GenBank genome assembly.
AGAAUAUUAUUUAAUAGUACCCAACAUGAUUACAAGGUUUGGACUAAGGAACUUCAGCUCAGCCACAAGCAAGAAGGUCGGAUUCAUGGGCCUCGGGAAUAUGGGAUUCUCUAUGAUGAGAAAUUGUAUGAGCCAUGGCUAUGAAAUCACUGCUUAUGAUGUCGAUGAUAAGAUAUUAGAAAAAGCAGAAGAAUUAGGUGCUAAAAUUGCUCCUGAUGUGAAAGCAGCAGCUACAGAUCAAGAUUUUUGUCUCACUAUGUUGCCUAAUACAGAUAUCGUCGAACAAACUAGAAUGGGAAGCAAUGGUAUCUUUGAAAAUGCCAGAGAAGGUGCUUAUAUCAUUGAUUCCAGUACUAUCUCUCCUUCAGCAUCAAGAAAAAUGGCAGAAGAAGGAGCUAAACUAGGAUUUAAAGUAGCAGAUGCUCCUGUCUCAGGAGGAGUCACUGGAGCAGAAGCCGGAACUCUUACUUUCAUGGUUGGAUGUAAGAAAGAUCACUUUGAUGGAGUUAAAGAUUUCCUCAUGUCAAUGGGAUCUAAUGUUUUCCACUGUGGAGCCCCAGGCACAGGACAAACUUCAAAGAUCUGCAAUAAUUUAAUGCUUGCUAUUCAAAUGAUGGCUGUCUCUGAAGGACUUGCUCUCGGAGAAAAGCUUGGAAUUGACCCAGCUGUUCUAUCCAAGAUUUGCAGCACCUCAACUUCAAGUUGUUGGACUUUAAAUACUUACAACCCCAGACCAGGAAUCCUUGAAGGAGUUCCUUCAUCAAAUAAUUAUGAUGGUGGCUUUGGGGUAUCUCUAAUCAAAAAGGAUCUUAGUAUUGUUCUUGAUUCUGCUGCUGAAGUUAACCUCGAUCUUCAAUUUGGAACAAAGGCAAUUGAAUUCUACCAUGAGCUUGAAAGACAAGGUAAAGGCAACAAGGACUUUGGUAUUGUCUACCAAUACAUUAAUUCUUUGGAGAAGAAGUAGAAUCUGUGAAUAUAUCAUUCUUUAUUCAAUAAGAUUCAUUAAUA